Molecule: messenger RNA, 1830 nt
Organism: Oldenlandia corymbosa var. corymbosa
Lineage: Eukaryota; Viridiplantae; Streptophyta; Magnoliopsida; Gentianales; Rubiaceae
Source: the annotation of a GenBank genome assembly
AUGAUUGGUCAAGAUCCACGGCCAAUCAGUUCUGGAGAUUAUGUCAAGAAAUUUGAGACAAGGAUGACACCAAACCAUCUCUUCCAACUCAUCUCUGAAAUCAAUAAACCAACAGAUCUUACAAAAGAGCCAGAUACGGUAGAUUAUCGCGAACUACAAAGGCAGGCUAUCAGAGAUAUGGGAUUUGGCACCUUGUUGGAUCUCAAAAUCAAAAAUAUUCCAACAGCCUUGUGUAAUUUUCUGGCAUGCAAUUUCCAAACCGGUGCAAGACAAGUCCCAUUGAAUGGAAACAAUGUACUGGAUAUCAAACAGGAAGAUGUUAUUGCAGUACUUGAUCUUCCUCGUGGACCCAAACUAGUGGAAGAACUCAAACAGAAUGAUCCCGCUAUAACGGACCACGCUGAGAUGGUGGAUGCGUUCAAGAAAAGAAUGGGAUACAGUAAUAAAUUCCUGCCAACGAGAUCCACCGCGGCACAAUUAAUUGCUGGUCGAAAAGAUUUUGGUGAUGACUUCAAACGAGAUUUCCUCGUCUUCGUUGACCUCGCCGCUCUUUAUGAAAAAUUCUACCAAUUGAUUAUCACGAUGAGCAAAACUGUUUUAGACAUUCGUGAGAAGGAAAUGGAGUUAAGAAUCGAACUAGAUGAACAAGAAAAGCAAAUAAUCAAGAUCCUAACAGAUGCAAUGGUGUCGAUGAGUAGAAAGAUGCCUCCGCCUUCAGGUACAACGCAACUGGAACAAGAGCAGCAACAACACCAGCAAGACCUCCAGGAUGCACAGAUUUGUGAAUUGUGCGAGAUGGCAUGGAAGUCCGCUGAAAGCAGAUUUGCAACAAUCAUAGAACAGCUACAACGACAAGUAGCUGACCAACAAGAACAACAGCAACACCAACAAACUGAUGACAACACUUGGGGAUAUGUGCCUACUUCAAAAGAAGUGGUGGUUGAUGAACGACAAACUCAACUACAAGGGGCACAGGGACUGGAUCAAUUGAGCCAGACAAAUGAUGAGAAUUCUCUUCCAGUGGGGAAAUCCGUGCCUACUUCAAAAGAAGUGCUAGUUGAUGAACAACAAACUCAACCACAAGAACAUGCAACGAAUGUCUCCACGACAGAAAAGAAGAGAUCCCAUCAAGAUUCCACCGGCCGGGAUUCAGGUGUGACAUCCACCUAUACCAAAAGGUCGAGAAGCACUGGUACCAGGAAAAGGAAAGCAUUGAAAGACGCAACUAUCCCAAGCUUUAACCUGGGUAUCUUCUCCAGUCAGGAAGACAGUUACGAGACAACCCAGGAGAAGAACACUCAGGAAGAUGUCACAGUAACGGUUGAUCUGGAUAAAGAUGUGAAUGAGACUAUAGAAGCAGAAGAAUAUCCAGUACCAUCUGCUCUCGACGAAACAAAGAAUCCCAGUCCUUCCAUCGAUGAAAUUAUAAGAAGGGCCAGUGCACCAGCUUCAGAAUCGUUGAGUGAUACAGAAAAACUAGAGAUCAUUGCGGCUGUUGCAGAACAAGUUGAGAAAAACCCAAAGGUGGUUGAAGCAGUCCCUUUAAGCAUAAUUCCACCCGAUUGGAAUGUUGCUUCUACCACGGGUGGUCUACUCAUGCUGGACAAAAAUGAGUGUACCACGCCACCGCCUGCAAUCUCAAAGAAAGCUGAAGUACAUGAUGAAGGGUUAACAAAGACAGUGGAAAAGAUCCUCAAUCAAAAACCUAGGAGGAGAAAUCCACCAAGAAUCCACCGGUUGCCCGAACGGUUCAGGUCGCCGUUCAUGCUGCAGAAGAAAAACAAGAAAAAAUUCAUACAGUUGACAGAGGAGAAGAAGAAAAUGACCUAA